Anastrepha ludens (Mexican fruit fly) is the source of this 3211-nucleotide messenger RNA. It is a transcript of the gene Rbsn-5, whose product is annotated as rabenosyn-5. NCBI's taxonomy places the organism in Eukaryota, Metazoa, Arthropoda, Insecta, Diptera, Tephritidae. Bases 185 to 1756 code for a protein of 523 amino acids. The transcript has 4 exons. The record is from RefSeq and is a predicted model, not a curated record. Gene Ontology annotation, molecular function: metal ion binding.
UUUAAUUAAUAAACAAAACAGCUGAGUGUUUAGGGACUUGCAAAUCAAACGCCCACAUAUCGCUUUUAUUUGGAAUUUAUUUUUUAGGGCAUGAACUUUAAUUUAACUAACAACAUAAAGGCCAAUUGAGUGUCAUAGAAUAAAUUAAGUGUUUGUUCAAGGGAGAAUAACAGUAUUUACAAGCAUGUCCAACCCAUUCGGAGAACCAGACGAUGAUGAAUCAGACGAAAUCUUGGAAGGCUUCCUUUGUCCAAUAUGUCGAGAAGACCUCAAGUCGGCUGAAUUUCUAACUGUGCACUUCGAAAGGUCGCACGCAGAGCAACAAGAUGCUCUUAAGUCCGUUUUUAAAGAUAUUAUUUCAAAAGCAAAAAAUAAGAUUCUCAAUAUUGACGAGACUUUCGACCUCUCAAGAAGCUUGGAAAGGAAUGCAUCCAUUAGCGGCGCUGCCGGAGGCGGUGGUAAUGUUGUGGCAGGCGCCACAUCUGGUACCAAUAAUAAAGCAUUAAACUUGAGUAAUGCACGUACAAGAACGAAUGUCUUCAAUUUUAUGGAUCACCAAGAGGUUGGAGCCGAACGUAAUCAUCUAGAGUAUUUUCAGUCAGUAAGAAAUCCACGGCUGGAGCGGUAUGCCAGUGAAACAAAUAAAUUGAUCAUCCGCUUACAUAAAUUACUAACAAAUUUGCCAACGGAUCCAGUGUUGCGCAAGCAACACGAACGCAAUAUUGUCACAUGGUUAGAUGGCAGUUCUGUAAAACUAUGUCCUAGUUGCGCAAAAAAUUUCCACAUUGCUCGCCGUCAGCAUCACUGUCGUCUCUGCGGAAGUAUUAUGUGCAAUGACUGCUCCAAGUUUCUAUCAAUAGAUACGGCACUGCAACUCGCCAGUUUGGCUAUGUCACAAAGCGAGACGAUAAAACAAACGCAAGGUGCCGCUGAAGCAAAUGCAUCAAAUCCACAUCGCAAUAGCAUACGUUCCUGCGAUCAUUGUCUCUGGCUGUUAGAGGCUCGACAAGAAAUGCACGAAAGUCGAACAUACCGUCCGCUUGUAUCACAAAUUUAUGCUGACAUACAACAAUUACGCAAAGAUGUGCUACCGGAUAUUGAAAUGUAUUUAAAAAUUGUGGGCAGUCUCUACGAGGGGGAGUCAAUUUUCACUCUAGCAGAUGCAAGCGCAUUACGUGGAAAAAUUGGCCAAGUGGCUGAAGCAAUUGAUUUACGAAGUAAACGUAUAUUAGCGCUGCCUUGUCAACAGGGUAGUCGUGAGGAAGCUUUGAAAAAAUCAAUACGUCUAUCGUGCAUUCAACUAAUCAAAGAUAAAAUGCUUUCGAUACCGCCACUGCCUGCCGAGGAAGACAUACGAAAAAUUCAAGAUCGUAAACGCAUGGAAGCAGAACAACGGAUCGAAACUGAACGUAGACAAGCAAUGGAAGCAUACGAACGACAGGCUUUGGCAAGUAACGUUAGUGGCAUUCAAAAUAGGGCGAACAAUGGCACCAAUUAUGCAUAUGGGUCCGAUUUGCGCUCAUUGGAUAAUUGGUCGGCGCAGCCAGUCAAUAUAUCGCAAAGUGAGGAUCCACUCAUAGAACAAAUAAAUAUUAUAAAAGCGUAUAUAAAGCAAGCGCGUCAAGAAAUGAAUUUCGAAGUGGUGGAAACUUUAGAACUGAAUUUACGCGAGCUACAGCGAGAGUUCUACGAGAGACAGAGAGCAUCCAGAGAUUUUCACCCGGAGGCGGAAAGAAACCAACAGCUGACUCAAUAAAAUAAUCACGUAGACAACUUAUAAUUACUGAAGAAUUUUAGUUUGCGAACAUCUAAAUUCUUCUGUAGUGUAAGUAAUAAUAAAAUUAGUAAUAAAAUAGAAUUCCAAAAACCGCAUUAUCAGUGAGCUUGUGCUGAUAAGUUGCGUAUAUAUAUUUCGUUAAUGCUUGCAGACGAAGAACUCCUACAGAAAGAAUCAGAGGGUGAUUAAAUAAAAGUAUCACCCAGGAAAAGUGUAUUUACCUGAGAAUAGAUGUUUUCGCACAUCUAUAAUAAAUUUACUAAUUUAAGUAAUAAAGUAGUUAAUUUAUUAUUCCAAAAACACUGGGUACAAUAUUUUGCUACUACUUCUUAUUAACUGUUGUUGGAAGGAUGUAAAAAUACUUCCUAGCGAUUUUCGCAUUAUGCUGUUGUAGUUGUAGCAGCAUAAACAUCCCCCGUGCAUAUACGAGGCAUGCUGCUGAAGUGACAGUCCUUGGUCGGAUAUAAAGCCAGGUUGUUACGGUUACGUAGAACCGACUGUCGUGGGAACGUGCUACUGUAGUGACAGCAAAUGCCUGUAUAAAGUCCGGGUAGUUCUGAUAGCUUGCACACGAACGUCGCGAGAGCACUUGCUUUUACUAAGCAACUACUAAUAACAUUAAAUACUGCUACAGAAACAACAACAUUGAAUACUUUUUUUUGCAUAAAGGCAUAGAAUAUUAAAAUUCGAUUAACGGGAGGUUUGUACUUCGACCUAAAGGCCUUUUAUGCACUCUACUCAUCACAUUACCUCAUUCAAACGCUGUUCCCUCAGUAAACCUAAAAUUGAGCUGAGUAUUAGAGAUGCCUACAUCUUCUCGCUAUGGCAUGGCAUUCGAGAAGAAGGUGUACCGGAGUUUUCGGGGAUUGCUCGCAAAAACGACAGGAGUCGGUGGACCAUAUACCGAGCUUGUACAGGUUGCGCAAUCUGCUGUGACCUGUGAGAAUGCCAGUCAGUAUUCUCAGUUCGUCCUUAGAGAGACUUAUGCGACAUUCAAAUCGCAUAUAUGUAUAUAUACGUCGCGAUAGAUGAUAUUUCUCUUUAGCACGCAAAUAAUGUGCUAAAAUUUACAUUUUCCUUCCUUUCAAAUUCCUCUGAAUACUCUGAUAUAGUAUUAUCGACACAAGUGUGUUUUUAAGUUAUUUCUAUAUUUUUAUAACACUCAUAAAUACAAAAAUUUGUAAAGAUUACCACUUUCGUGUUAAUAAACUGUAGAAAAUUGUGCAUUAAAACGUGCGUUUUGAAAUAUAAGGUGUAUUCUUAUUUUUUGUAAUUCUUGCAAAAUUCAUUACCAAGUCAUAGCAAAUGGAAUAUUUAAAUGGUAGUUGAUUAAUCUGCCAUUCAAUAGCAUUUUUUGAUUCACAAAUUCAUAUUUAUAAUUUUUUAAUUAUAUUUUUGUUUUUAAGCUUUCAGCCCAUGAGCUUGAACCAGGGC